AUGGAGCAGAAAGUUUUAGCAAUUCACCACAAGUCUCUAAAGCGCAAGCGCAAUGAAGCUGAGCAUAGCGAUGAGGCCCUCUCACUGCCAUCACAUGGAACCCAGCAUGAUGCAGAAAACAUGCCAGAGAGCCAUGAUCAGGGAGCCAUGAAAGCCUCUGGAACUUGCCCACAGGGAACGGUGGCUAGCCGGCUGCAGGAUCUCGAUAUUCAAUCUCCCGCCGCCAUGCAUGAAGAGACCUCUGAGGUACAUGCUACGGAAGAGAAAGCCCAACCCGGGAGAAUAGAGAGCAUCAAAGAACAGCAUACUUCGGAUCAUGCUACGAAACCACUCGCCACAAGUACGGAGACGCCAGCACUCGAAGGAAAUGAAAAUAUAGGCGACAAAGCAGACAUUGCUACGAAACCUUCACCAUCUACCAGCAAAGCUCGUUCAGAUAUGGCCGAGUCCUCGCACCCAAGCUCGCCUCCUCCAUGCCAUGAAACCGCCAGCAUUGAUCCGGAUGAAGAAUCAUUGACCUGGGACGACUCGGAAAUAACAGGCCACCAUGCCACAGACCCAAACGAUGAUGGGUAUGGUUUGAACGGAAUUGGGUUCAAACCAUCAGCAGAAGUAGCAUGGGACAGAUCACAGCGACGAAAGGAACAGGUAGCCGAAUGGGAGAGGCGUGAGGCUCGUGAGGCGCGAGAGGCACGGAGUAGACGAAGACGGACGCGUGACGGCAUUGAUCCGGAUAUGAUAAUAGCAGCAGAUAAUCCCAAACAGAAGAGGGUCAAAUUCGAUGAUUGA
Arthroderma uncinatum is the source of this 789-nucleotide messenger RNA. RefSeq lists its product as uncharacterized. The coding region runs from base 1 to 789 and encodes 262 amino acids. The record is from RefSeq and is a predicted model, not a curated record. NCBI's taxonomy places the organism in Eukaryota, Fungi, Ascomycota, Eurotiomycetes, Onygenales, Arthrodermataceae. The transcript has a single exon.